AUGUCCUUCAGCAAGGCGUUUACCCCCGCCUUGCGGGAAAUACGAAUCUUAUGUUGCCAGACGGGACCUGCGUCUGCGGGAACGAGGCAGUUUAUCACCUCCAAAUACCCUUUAAUAAAGCAACACAAUCCAGAUCUUCCCGUGUUGAUUCGAGAGGCUAACGGCACUCCUGCUAGGGUGUUCGCGAGGUUUGAACGGGGCCGGGAAGUGCAUGUCGACCUUGAUAAUCUUUCGGCGACAGAUGUAGAAUCCAAAGUUGCUCAGCUCUUGAGCUCAUAA
Messenger RNA from Guyanagaster necrorhizus, 279 nucleotides. Its product is annotated as NADH dehydrogenase, alpha subcomplex, subunit 2. NCBI's taxonomy places the organism in Eukaryota, Fungi, Basidiomycota, Agaricomycetes, Agaricales, Physalacriaceae. The coding region runs from base 1 to 279 and encodes 92 amino acids. The transcript has 3 exons. Gene Ontology annotation, cellular component: respiratory chain complex I. The record is from RefSeq and is a predicted model, not a curated record.